GCGGCCCGCAGCUGGCGGCGGGGGCCCCGGCGCCCGCUCUGCCCGCCCCCUCGUUGCCGCCCCGCCCGCGCCGCCGCGCCGGCCGCUGUCAGAGGCGCGUUGUAUGCUGAGCAGCUGUCGUCGCCUGCUGCUGCACGUCCUGGUCCCGAGGUGCCCGCCGCUGACCCGCGGACUGCGGCUCUUCCCUCUCCACCUCAUGAAGCCGUUGGUCGUGUUCGUUUUGGGCGGGCCCGGUGCGGGCAAGGGGACCCAGUGCGCGCGCAUUGUCGAGAAAUAUGGCUACACACACCUUUCUGCAGGAGAGCUUCUUCGUGAUGAAAGGAAGAAUCCAGAUUCACAGUAUGGUGAACUUAUUGAAAAGUAUAUUAAAGAAGGAAAGAUUGUACCAGUUGAGAUAACCAUCAGUUUAUUAAAGAGGGAAAUGGACCAAACAAUGGCUGCCAAUGCUCAGAAGAAUAAAUUCUUGAUUGAUGGAUUUCCAAGAAAUCAAGACAACCUUCAAGGUUGGAACAAAACCAUGGAUGGGAAAGCAGAUGUAUCUUUUGUUCUGUUUUUUGACUGUAAUAAUGAGAUUUGUAUUGAACGAUGUCUUGAAAGGGGAAAAAGUAGUGGUAGGAGUGACGACAACAGAGAGAGCUUGGAAAAGAGAAUUCAGACUUACCUUGAAUCAACAAAACCAAUUAUUGACUUGUAUGAAGAAAUGGGGAAAGUCAAGAAGAUAGAUGCGUCUAAGUCUGUUGAUGAAGUUUUUGGUGAAGUUGUGAAGAUUUUUGACAAGGAAGGCUAACUAACCCUGAAGACAUCUUUGAAAUCAUGCUUGAAUAUUGCUUUGGUAGCUGCUAUCACAGCCCCUUUUAAGGCAGUUUUAACCUUUCAAAAUUACAUCUCAAUUAAUGUCUAGAAAUAUAUAGUAAGACAAAUUAUGUGUUUUUUUAAUUUGUGGUCACAGUACACAGUGAAUUCAGGUUUAAAUCAUUUUAGGCAUUAUGGUGCUCACAAAAUGAAGAAGGGUAUCAGCUAAUUCUUGUUUGUGUUAAAGAGAAAGGAUAAACCCCUUUAUCCCUUUUAUGUCUGUGCCUUCGCUGAGCUAAAUUUUUUUAGUAUGCAUGUAUAUCCCUUUUGUAAUUGCAGUGUGUUGGGAUUUGGGAUUUCCACUUCCUCUUGCUGCACAUUUAAAAUUUCAAUCUGCUAAGUGAAUUUGUGGACCAAAUUUAAAGGAACUUUAUGUGUAGCUGGCUCUUGUUCAAGGUUUUUAGUAAAUGUACUCAUAAAAUGGAUUCCUAGCAAUGCUCUAUUUAUCAGAUGACUGACCGUUUCUUGUUGAACGUGAAAACUUAGAGACUGAUUUAUUACAGCUUGUGCAACGUUGUAUGACGGGGCAUAGUCUUUGCUUCCAAGGUUUGAGUCGGGACGGGGCUUCAGAGCCUGGGCAGGAUUGUCAGCUUUCUUCUGACAUAGUCUGUGAUGUAACAGAGUUCCUACCAGUAGACCUUGACACGCAUUCACUAGCUUAUGCUAAUUUGAUUCAGUUCUUGUUUUAAUAAUAGUUCAAAGUUUUUUUGUUUUGUUUUCUUAGACUAAAUAUAGAUCUAGAGUAAAUUAGACAAAGCAAUCUAAUGGUUAAAAUUCCCAUUUGUAUUUUAUUUUCUGGGAUAUGUUUUUCAUGGUUACUUGUUUUAAAAGAUUUUAAAAAUCAUUGCACUUUGGUCAGAAAAAUAAUAAAUAUAUCUUACAAAUGUUUGAUUCCCUUACUGCUUGCUUUUUCAAUAAAGUUUGAAAGUCCAA
Mus pahari (shrew mouse) is the source of this 1785-nucleotide messenger RNA. It is a transcript of the gene Cmpk1, whose product is annotated as cytidine/uridine monophosphate kinase 1. Gene Ontology annotation, molecular function: ATP binding; UMP kinase activity. The record is from RefSeq and is a predicted model, not a curated record. The transcript is spliced from 6 exons. Gene Ontology annotation, cellular component: nucleus; cytoplasm. Gene Ontology annotation, biological process: UDP biosynthetic process; 'de novo' pyrimidine nucleobase biosynthetic process; CDP biosynthetic process. NCBI's taxonomy places the organism in Eukaryota, Metazoa, Chordata, Mammalia, Rodentia, Muridae. Bases 104 to 787 code for a protein of 227 amino acids.